GUAUCAGGAUGCCAUAUCCAAGGAGGGCUCUAACCACCUGCUGCAGCUGCUAAGACCGGCUCUGGUAGUAUCAGGGCAUGCAGAGGCCACCUGCUGGCAGCAGCGGCAGGUGCAAGGGACCCCCAGAGGGAACAGCAGCUCGGGAGGCGCUGCUGCUUGGGACGUGAUCGAGCUCUCGCUCCCAACCUUCAACUUCGUCCACAGCACACACGCCAUCGCGGAUCCACCUGCUUUCCUGCUCAUCACCGCUCCCCUGGACCACCACUCCCAUGGAAACUACAAGCAGCAGCAGAAACCAACGCUGGGGGCAGCGUCAGUGCACGUGCAGCUGUGUGUGCUGCCAACGCAGAUCCUCUUCCCCCCAUGGUACUUCCUCCUUACACUUCUCUCCUGCCUCGCCUUCCUCCUGCUGCCCUCACGAGGCGUCUCCUGGGCAUCCCUGGCAGUGCUGGCGGCACGCGUGGCAGCAGCGAGCAGAGAGGCGUGGACACUGCCCAAGCUCAAGGCGGAUGGGGAUGAAGAAGGCGAGCUGGAGCCCAUGUUUGACACGGAUGGGAACAUGGUGCUUGUAAGGAGGGCCACUCCCAGGCUCCCUGACACCAUGCCCUCUUCAGUCACGUCAGACAGAAGACCCGGCGGAGCACAGCUAAGGGCCUCCCGGCAACAGGGGUCCCAUGAUUCGCUAAUGGACGCUGGUGGCAGUUCUGGCGUUCCUCGGAUUGGAUCAUUCACAGACGUUUCAAGAGACGGUGCUACGGCAUCUGGAGGUGGUGGUGGCGAGUCAGGAGGUGAUGGGUUAAUGGCAACGAUUGCCAAGGGGGCGAAUCUUACGCCCAAGAUAGCUUUUCUUCGCUUGCUACGAGCAAUCGGGCCGCUUACGCUGCUAGUGGGCACUUCCUGCUCCGUUUUCUCCCCUACCUCCUCCGCUUUCUCCGCCGCGUCCCCCUCAACGUUCGCCGCGUCUCCCGCGGCCGCCUCGUCGCCACCAGACGGCGCGGUCGACGCGUCCACGGCAGGGGCGCACGCGUCCAUCACCUCCUCGCAUGGCCUCACGCCCCACCAACUCGAUUUCCGCGCCUUGGCUCAGGACUUUGCAGCCAAUGAGCUGCUGCCACGUGCAGCAGAGUGGGACGCGCGGAAGCACUUCCCGGUGGACGUGCUCAGAAAGGCAGCAGGGCUGGGCUUCGCUGCUCUCUUUGUCAAAGAAGACGUGGGGGGGUCAGGGUUGGGCCGGGCUGACGGGGCGGUGGUGUUUGAGGCAUUGGCGCAUGCUGACGUCAGCACGACGGCGUACCUGACGAUCCACAACAUGAAUGCGAGCAUCAUCGACAGGUUCGGUUCGGAGGAGCAGCGGCACAAGAGGUUACCAGCGCUGGCAACAAUGCAUCCCAUGCACUUGUUCUCUCCCUCCCUCCCUCGUCUGGUGUGGCAGGAUCUGCUCUCCUCCUACUGCCUCACGGAGCCUGGCAGUGGCAGUGACGCAGCUGCACUCAAGACCACGGCAAGGCAGGCCACUGGCUCCACGGAUUACAUUCUGAAUGGAUCCAAGGCGUUCAUCAGUGGAGCAACGGCGGCUGAUGUGUAUGUGGUGAUGGCUCGGACAGACGGAGAGGGGCCCAAGGGAAUAUCGUGCUUCCUGGUGGAGAAGGGCAUGUCUGGAUUAUCAUUUGGGCAGCUGGAGAAGAAGCUCGGAUGGAACUCACAACCCACUGCUGCGCCCACUGCUGGGCUAUCAAUUGGGCAGCUGGAGAAGAAGCUCGGGUGGAACUCACAGCCCACUGCUGCGCCCACUGCUGGGCUAUCAUUCGGGCAGCUGGAGAAGAAACUCGGGUCGAACUCAGAAUCCACUGCUGCGGUCAUCCUGGAAGACGUGAGGGUCCCAGCAGCCAACCUUAUUGGGGGAAGGGGCAACGGCUUCCGAAUAGAAAUGGCAGGUCAUGGCAGCGGUUCUCUGCAUUUCCUUGUCUCUUUCUCCCCUCAUCAGGUCAUUCUGGAAGACGUGAGAGUGCCGGCAGCAAACCUUAUCGGGGGGAGGGGCAACGGCUUUCGAAUAGCAAUGACUGGGCUGGAUGGGGGGAGGGUCAAUAUUGGCGCAUGCAGUGUGGGAGGGGCACAGUUUUGUCUCGAGUAUGCUCAGCAGUAUGCAACGGACAGGAAACAGUUCGGCAAGCCAAUCACAUCCUUUCAGAACACGCAGUUUCAACUGGCCGACAUGGCAACAGCAGUGGAGGCAUCUCGCCUGAUGGUUCGCAAUGCUGCCACUGCCAUUGAUGUCAAAGCACCCUGGGCGACAACAGCCGCUGCCAUGGCUAAAAGGUUUGCGACGGAUAAUUGUUACCAGGUGGCCAAUCAGGCGUUACAGAUGCUCGGAGGCUAUGGGUUUCUGCAAGACUACCCCGUGGAGCGAUACGUGAGGGAUCUUCGAGUGCACACCAUUUUAGAGGGUACAAACGAGAUAAUGCGCCUCAUCAUAGCACGACGCCUUCUACAACCAUGA
Closterium sp. Yama58-4 is the source of this 2497-nucleotide messenger RNA. The record is from the annotation of a GenBank genome assembly. Lineage: Eukaryota; Viridiplantae; Streptophyta; Zygnematophyceae; Desmidiales; Closteriaceae.